This is a messenger RNA of Staurois parvus, 658 nucleotides long. The record is from the annotation of a GenBank genome assembly. Lineage: Eukaryota; Metazoa; Chordata; Amphibia; Anura; Ranidae.
UGCGCUGUGUCCCUCAGACACAGCGGAUCACUGAUCAAUGGAAAGAGCCGAAGAUGUCAGCUCGGUCAUGUGAUCAGCUGUGUCCAAUCACAGGUGAUCACAUCAGUGCCACCUGUCAGUGCCCAUCAAUGACAGCUGUCAGUGUUCAUCAAUGCCCAUUAGUGCCCCAUCAAUGCCACAUAUCAGUGCCUACCAGUGCACAUCAAUGCCACAUAUCAGUGCCCAUCUGAGCUGCCUUUCAGUGUCACCCAUCAGUGCCAGUCAGUGCCACCUAUCAAUGCCAAUCAGUGCCACCUAUCAGUGCUGCCAGUCAGUGCCACCUAUCAGUGUCAGUCAGUGCCGCCUAUCAGUGCCAGUCAGUGUCGCCUAUCAGUGUGCAUCAGUGCCAGUCAGUGCCACCUAUCAGUGUCAGUCAGUGCCACCUAACAGUGCCAGUCAGUGCUGCCUAUCAGUGCCAGUCAGUGUCGCCUAUUAGUGCCAUCUAUCAGUGCCAUAUAUGAGUGCUGCCUUUCAGUGCCCAUCAGUGAUGCCUGUCAAUGACUAUAAGUGCCACCUACCAGGGCCUCCUCAUCAGUGCCCAUCAGUGCCACCUAUCAGUGCCCAUCUGUGCCAUUAGCGCACAUCAGUGAAGGAGAAAAAUCACUUAUUUCCAAAAUUU